UACAAAAAGGCCAAGGACAACUCUCCCUAUGGGGGCGGACGUCUCAUGUGCCCGUUCUAUGAGCAGCUUGACAGGAUAUUGGCUGGGGAUUCGAGCUUCCAGCUGCCUAGGAGGCAACCGAAUAUCACUCUGCCAGAGGAAUCUUCGGGGGAUACCAAUUCCCCGUGUCCCACUGCAGAGGGAGUGGUGCCAGUGAUGAACGGGGACUACCUGGAGGGCCAGGAUCAGUGUUCUCCCUGCACACAGUUAUCUGUGGAAAUCUCUGAUUCCGCCACGCCCAGCCCCAUGUUCUACAUGACAAGGGCAGCAUCUGCAAAGCCUGCAAGCAUGUCUUGGCCAGCAGCAAAAGCUGAUCACCCGGCUCCCUCCCUGCCAUCGUUCUUCCCUACUCACCCAGGCAGCUCAUCAAACAAAGACUCACGAAUGGACGUGGAAAUGCCAUCGUCGCCAUCUACUCUGCUGCACAACUGCGCAACCCUUUCUUCAGAAGGGCGCCUGACCAGAGUCCGAAAGCGCCAGCGGAAGACGAGGAACGACUUGGUCAUGGAACUGUCGAGGAUAGCAGACAGGAGGGUGCAGACGGCCACAGACCGGAUCCUGUCUUCCCUGAAUAGGUACGCCACGGCGGACUUACAGGACCGCGAGAGAGACCGGGCAGACACCGCGCAGAUCAUCGCCAUCAUGCACCGCCAGACGGAACUGCUGGAAUCUCUGGUGCAGAUGCAGUCCAACGAACAGACUCCCGCCUCCCCUCCGCCCUCGUGGCAUGCCCGGCCUCGUUCCGCCAUUUCUCCUCCCUCUCGCUCGGGCAUCCCAAGACGGACUCUCGUGCCCAGAGUGAAUCACAGGAGAAGGCCCCAGAAGUAUAGCCCUUAAUUGCACGGUUGCAGUUUUGUCCCUUGACAUUACCGUUUUAUAACGUUCCCUUCAGUUCCUUUGAUUUUAUUUCUUAAAACGUUAUAUAGGUUGUGAAUUCCCCCUUCCCCUUUCACUGAUACUUGGAGGAGUAAUGGGGUGAUGAGCAUGAGACAAUCUGUCUCUUCCGUGUAACCGUGUAACCGUUUCUCCUCCUUUCACGGUUGGAGCCAGCUUUCCUCUUCUGUGCUGCAUACAGGAUGAAAGUGUUACCACCCUAAUGGAUAUAUAAGUGAAAUGGUACGACGUUUUGUAGGGGGUGAAUACAAUACAAUAUAAGCUUACUUAGUGUUAACAGUAAGCUCCUGCCCAGAGGGUUUCACGCACCUCCACAUGUCCCCUUGUUUGUGGCCAGAAUGCUGAACUUUUGUGCCAAGAGGAGGAAAAGAUGCCUGACUUCCUCCAGCUUUCCACUCAGCACCCAAAGGGCUGAAAACCGUCAUUUGCCUCCCAGCUAAAAAAGUGACCAGCUGUGCAGAAGGCCUCUCUGUCACUUCCAGCUGUUCCCAUCUGUGGUGCUGGCAGGCGGGGGACUGAUGCAGGUGUGCUGGAGUAACUGGCGCACAUGGGCUCUGUAAAUCCUGGGUGCAGAUGCACCUCAUAGUUUUUUGUUAUGUCACUGAGAUGGCUGUGGGGGAAAAUGGCAGACAGCUGCAGAAUGGUGAGAAGAGUCUAGAAGGAAGUAGAAAUGACUUCAGGGAUGAAUGCAGGCCGGCUAUGUUAGGAUGUGUGUGCGCGCGCGCGCAUGCGCAUUAGAGUUAGACAUGGAAGUAGGUGACCAGGGCAGUGCAAGUUGGUUUCCUAUGAGCUUGCUGUGAUGUCCCUUCUCCACUCACACAGAGGGCCUACCACCCUCUAAAACCUCACUCUCAGGUUCAGGGUUACAUUGAACUUUUGAGCCAUGGUCUUAUUUCCACAAUCAGGAUUCUUCGUUCCAAAUUGACUCUUCAGCUAACUCUUCAGCAGCUCUUCACAGCUUCACUCAGCCAGACACCCUCUCAGCUCCCUAGCUACCUACUCCCAACUGCUUUUUUAACUGCUGUUGCCCAACUGUCUCUCCCCAACAUUGAUGGCUCGUAGGGAGAGGUGGAACCUGGUGUGUUCGUCACACUUGCAUUGGACCAAGAAGGCCCUGACCUGGAUAGCCCGGGCUACCCCUA
This is a messenger RNA of Gekko japonicus, 2075 nucleotides long. RefSeq lists its product as uncharacterized. The record is from RefSeq and is a predicted model, not a curated record. The coding region runs from base 46 to 876 and encodes 276 amino acids. Lineage: Eukaryota; Metazoa; Chordata; Lepidosauria; Squamata; Gekkonidae. The transcript is spliced from 3 exons.